Messenger RNA from Didymosphaeria variabile, 1311 nucleotides. RefSeq names its product histidinol-phosphate transaminase (gene HIS5). Lineage: Eukaryota; Fungi; Ascomycota; Dothideomycetes; Pleosporales; Didymosphaeriaceae. Gene Ontology annotation, molecular function: L-histidinol-phosphate:2-oxoglutarate transaminase activity; pyridoxal phosphate binding. Bases 1 to 1311 code for a protein of 436 amino acids. The record is from RefSeq and is a predicted model, not a curated record. Gene Ontology annotation, biological process: L-histidine biosynthetic process. The transcript is spliced from 3 exons.
AUGGCUUCAAGGCAGUCCGCAUUCGAUCUGUCCAAAUGCGCCCGACCAAACAUUCUUGCAUUGGAGCCCUAUCGCUGCGCACGCGAUGACUACAAGGACGAUGGCACGAAUAUCCUCCUUGACGCGAAUGAGAACGCGAUAGGGCCGGGUCUGGCGCUUAAUAAAGACGGGAAGCUUACGAACGACGCGUCAAAUGGCUCAGGACCAGCGAUUGACAUUGACCUACUCGGUCUCAACCGCUACCCCGACCCCCACCAAAUAGACCUCAAACAAGAUCUCUGCAGCCUCCGCAACUUCAAGGCUCACACCUCCAAAACCCUCACGCCCGCCUCUCUCUUCGUUGGCGUCGGCUCCGAUGAGGCCAUCGAUGCCCUCCUCCGUGCCUUCUGCGUCCCAGGCAAAGACAAGAUCCUCGUAUGCCCGCCCACAUACGGCAUGUACAGUGUCUCUGCGCAAGUCAACGACGUGGCGCUCGUGAAAGUACCUCUACAAAUACCAGGCUUUCAGCUCGACGUGCCUGCGAUAAAGGAUGCGCUAUCAAAAGACCCGAGCAUAAAACUAGCGUACUUCUGCUCGCCGGGUAACCCGACCGGCGCGUUGCUGAAGAAGGAGGAUGUUAAGCAGAUACUAGAGCAUGAGAGCUGGAACGGUGUUGUGGUCCUGGACGAGGCGUACAUUGACUUUGCGCCUGACAAUGCUAGUCUGGCAGAGUGGGUCACGGAGUGGCCGAACUUGGUCGUCAUGCAGACACUUUCGAAGGGAUUUGGCCUUGCGGGCAUAAGGUUGGGCGCAGUAUUUACAGACCCGGCAAUUGCACGUAUAUUGAACUCGCUGAAGGCACCGUACAACAUCUCGAACCCGACGAGCCAGCUUGCGCGCGCUGCGCUAGACCCGAAACACUUGGAGGUCAUGCACAAGAACAAGGACCUGAUUUUAAAGCAGAGGGAGAGGAUGUUGGCAGAGCUGCCCAAGGUACCCGGUGUUGGAAAGUCCAUUGGAGGCGAGGAGUCAAAUUUCUUGCUCUUCGAGAUGCUGGAUGCGCCGGCUGAUCAGGGUGGGAAACCAUCUAAUGAGACAGCAUUGGCUGUCUACGAAGGGCUGGCCGAAGAAAAAGGUGUGGUCGUGCGGUUUAGAGGAAAAGAAUAUGGAUGCUUGGGCUGCUUGAGGAUUACGGUCGGUUCCGAAAAGGAGGUUGAUCGCUUCUUGCAGGAGAUCAAGGUAGUUUUGCAGAACAUCUUCAAGAAGUCUGGAAAGUUGGGAGCGAACGAAGAAGAGAACAGGGAGAAGGAGGCUAACGCUGUCGUUGCAUAG